UUUGUUCCACUGUUGAUGGCUGCUACUAAAAUUAUCGAUGCGCCUCGCAAUGGCCAUGAAAUGGCACCACUGAAUACGAGGGCACGUGGAGAUGGUUCACAUGGUGUUACAAUUGUCCUAACUGCUCCACAGAGAAACUCCGUUAGUUCCGUAGAGAUACCUGGAGAUCCAGAAAGAGCAGCAUGGUCGGGAAAAAUGCAAUUUUUUCUCAGCAUUAUCGGCUAUUCAGUUGGAUUGGGAAAUAUAUGGCGAUUUCCAUACCUGUGUCAACAAAAUGGUGGAGGUGCAUUCUUAAUACCAUUCAUGGUAAUGUUAAUAUUAGAGGGCAUACCUCUCUUUCUUAUUGAACUGGGCAUGGGCCAGCGAAUGCGUUUGGGAGCUCUAGGAGUAUGGAAUACAAUUCAUCCCUGGCUAGGAGGUAUUGGCAUUUCAUCGUGUAUUGUAACGCUAUUCGUUGCGCUGUACUACAAUGUGAUCAUCACGUGGGUGUUCUUCUAUCUAUUUAAUAGUUUUAGGUAUCCCCUGCCGUGGGCGUCUUGCCCCACCAACGAAACGGGGGCAAUUGUGGAAGAGUGUGCGCUAUCAUCAGAAACGGCGUACUUUUGGUAUCGCACAACCUUAGAUGCUGCUCCGUCCAUGGAAGAGCCAGGUGGCCUCAAGUGGUGGAUCGUUCUGUGCCUACUGCUGUCAUGGACAAUUGUGUUCUUUAUUGUGAUGAAGGGUAUCCAGAGCUCCGGUAAAGUGGUCUAUUUUACCUCGCUCUUUCCCUAUAUUGUGUUGACAAUCUUCUUUAUACGCGGUAUAACAUUACCUGGAGCCAGUGCGGGUCUAAUGCACAUGUACACGCCGAAAGUGGAGAAACUGGCCGAUCCGACGGUGUGGCUGGAUGCAGCCACGCAAGUAUUUUAUUCCUUUGGUCUUGCCUUUGGAUCGUUAAUAGCUUUCGGUAGCUACAACACACCCAAAAACAAUUGCGUUCGUGACGUCUUACUUGUGUCCGUGUGUAACGCCGUGACAGCCAUCUAUGCCAGUGUGGUAAUAUUUGCCAUUCUCGGCUUCAAGGCGACAGCAAAUGUGGAUCGGUGUGUCGAACAAAACAAAGAAAUACUUUUUAAACAUUCAAUGAUAACAUCUCCAAAUAUCACAUUGGAACAGUAUGAAGGCGUUAUGGCUGGCGUCAAUAUGUCUGAUCACAAACUGGGUCUUAGCACUUGCAGUUUGUCCAAGGAAUUGGAUAAUGCUGCCGAAGGAACUGGCUUAGCGUUCAUUGUCUUUACACAGGCCAUUGUUGAAUUGCCAGGAGCGCCAUUCUGGGCAGUUCUGUUUUUCACAAUGCUGUUGUCAUUGGGUCUGGGCUCCCAGAUCGGUAUACUUGAGGGCAUGCUGUGCACGUUGUUCGACAUCGACAUCAUCAAGCGGGUUAAGAAACAACAUGUAACUGGAGUGGUGUGUCUAUUCUGCUUCAUUGUCGGUUUCAUCUUCUGUACAGGUGCUGGCGAGUAUUGGCUCAAGAUGUUCGACUCAUUUGCCGGUACAAUUGGUCUCGUUGUGGUCGCGCUUAUGGAAAUGAUUGCUGUUGUCUAUAUCUAUGGCCAUGAGAGAUUUACAGAGGAUAUUUACCAAAUGACUGGUUAUCGUCCCGGAUGGUAUUGGCAGCUAACUUGGCGCUUUAUUGGUCCUGUGAUUAUGGUUGGCAUUCUUGCCUCAUCCAUUGUAUUCAUGAUCAUUAAAAAUCCAACCUAUGGUGCCUGGAAUGGAGAAACGGGAUCGGUCGAACCGAAGGAUUAUCCACCAUGGGUAAUGGGCAUUGCAUUAGCCAUGAUUUUAGCAGGUGUUUUGCCAAUGCCAAUAGUGUUCCUGAUGCGUAGCUUCCAAUGCCUCAAAGUGGAUUUGGAUAUACAUCAAGGUUCGAUACGAAGAAAUGAGACAACCGCCUCCACUAAGGAAAUGAUCGAUAAUGACGAUGAUGACGACGAGGACGAUUUUAGUGGUCCUGCUUUAGGCGGACAUGUUAAAACACACAGUGAUGCAUCUGACGAUGAAGACGACAGGCCGGUUACAAUGCGCAGUACAAUGAUGCGAGUUACCGGCAAUCAUCUCGACGUGCCAACGAACAGAAAGCCCUUUAAAAUGGAAGUUUUCGAUUUGUAAAUGCCU
Messenger RNA from Musca vetustissima, 2157 nucleotides. RefSeq names its product sodium-dependent neutral amino acid transporter B(0)AT3. The record is from RefSeq and is a predicted model, not a curated record. Bases 16 to 2151 code for a protein of 711 amino acids. The transcript has 8 exons. Gene Ontology annotation, biological process: sodium ion transmembrane transport. Gene Ontology annotation, cellular component: membrane. Lineage: Eukaryota; Metazoa; Arthropoda; Insecta; Diptera; Muscidae.